This is a messenger RNA of Eleginops maclovinus (Patagonian blennie), 5570 nucleotides long. It is a transcript of the gene radx, whose product is annotated as RPA1 related single stranded DNA binding protein. Gene Ontology annotation, cellular component: replication fork. The record is from RefSeq and is a predicted model, not a curated record. Gene Ontology annotation, biological process: regulation of DNA repair. Lineage: Eukaryota; Metazoa; Chordata; Actinopteri; Perciformes; Eleginopidae. Gene Ontology annotation, molecular function: single-stranded DNA binding. Bases 544 to 3045 code for a protein of 833 amino acids. The transcript is spliced from 15 exons.
AGUAACACCAAAAAGAUUACUUAUUGUGAAGACAAAUGGUCUCUGUCUGUUUUUUACUUAGUUUGUUUAUCUUGAAAAAGUUGGAGCAUUUACUAAACGUAUAAAGGAUAACUUGAUCCUUCAAUACAGUGUCAAAUAUACAGACCUGUGAUAUAGACACAGACAAAAGAGAAUUUACUCGUGAAGGCAAAAACAAAAAGUGUGUUAAACCCUCCGGUGCAGUAGAUGGAGGCAGCACUUAAAACUUUAUUUGUAGUCUGCCAGUAAAACCAACGAAGAAGAAGAAACACCCGCGUUGUUUGUAACAAAGUACGCUCUGUAAAUAACAUUUAGCCAACGGUAACUUUGACGAUUGUGUACGACACCAAUUCAUGUUUGAUAUUGUAUGGUUAAGUAUUUGUGGUAAAUAUACCCUUCCAUGUAUCAGACAUUACUUAUUUAUCUGCGUCAGGUCAAAUAUUAGACAUUGAUGCUAAUAAGGGGAAGAAGAACUAAGUUAGCCAACAAGCUAACAUGACAUACUUCGGUAACUAGUUGGCAUACAUGUCUACAAUGGAAGAUAACUCGUCUUGUUCCUCGGCUGGUACUGCACUUUCUCAGGCGUCUAUCCUCCAGAGGACGUUUGAGCGGCUGUCCUCCACACAGUGUCUGAAAGUGAGCACCGAGGCUCCGGUCGCUGUCAUCGCGCUGCAGCGGUACUUAUCCGAGCAACCAGAGGGGCAGUCCAACAGCUACAGCUACGACGUGACGGUCACUGACGGACUGUGGCGAGCCAAAUGCUUUGUCCACCCUGGUUUAAAUCACCUGGUGCACACCAACACCCUGAGGACUGGGACUGACGUAAGCAUCACGCAGUGCUCGUUUGUUUACAACGAGAGGAGACUGGGACACGGUUACAUUUGUAUUGAAAAGCUCCGAUGUGGAGGUGAGAGGUCUGCACUCCUUCCCCGCAUACAGGACGUCGCUUCACUGCCGAUGAUGGUUAAACAUGGCAUGGAGAGGAGUGUGGUGCUGCAAAGUGAUGUUCCCCUCCAGGUGAACCGCAAACAUUACCUGUCUCUGUGGAACAACGAGGACCCCGAGGGAGACAUCUGGACCUCCGGGUCUCUCUCAUCGGACACAGUGCUGGAUGUUUCCAAGAUUAGUCUUCUCAGUAGUCUGGAGUCAUGCUUUAGAAACACAUGGAAACCUCUGCCUCUCCUAGUGAAGAUCAUACACAAAUCCAGAGUAAGGUACUAUGGCAAGUUUGGGCUCAAGAUUGAUUUCCCCUUCCAGGCAUACUUUGAAGUUGCUGACCAGAGUGGCACGAUGUCCCUCGUGCUUUGGAAUGAGCUUUGUCCAGAGUUUUACCAGAGACUGAGCGUAGGCACUGUGUUGUACAUCCAAAACUACUCCUUAAAGCAGAGUUAUUCAAACCGCUCUCACCCGCAAAUGGACCAUCACCGAAUUAAGACCUUUCACUCUGUAGAAAUCUGUCUGAACGCUCGUAACCCAACUUCAGUCAUCACUGUGGUCUCACCAAAGAGCGUGCUGCCUCAGUGGGGAUUACCGGAGGUUUCCUACCAGUUCAUCACCAGAUCAGAGUUGGAUGAAUUAUCCAACAAUUCUGCAUGUGAUGUCAUCGGUUUGGUGACAUUUGUUGGUCGUGUUGAAAGAGUCAAGAGCAAAGGGAACAAGGGGCCAGAAAAAUACUGGACAUAUCGCUGGAUCCAUGCGGUGGACGGAUCAUCUGACCGUCCUUUUAUCCUGGAGGUUUUUUCCUCUUCCCAACCGGAAGUCUUCAGUAGUAUAAGUCCAAUGACCUACCUGGUGUGCACUCAGAUGAGAGUUUGCCGAGUGGAAGGCUCGUUGCCCUACCUCACAAGCAGCUUUGAGACCGAGACGUUCAUCACAGGCUACCACAAAGGUCAGCCAUAUGUGAGUGACCCCAGGGUGAAGAGCUUCAUCCAGUGGACCAAAACUCUGAAGGACAACGUUGUCCUCCAGAAGACUGCUGUCGGAGGACAUUACUGCUACCCUCGUCCCCCGCAGAAAUUUACCCAGUCCAUGGCAGAUGCCUCAGCUCAAGUUCCUCUGGUUGCUGUGGCCGACUUGAAGGAGGAGAUGGAGACCCUCCAAUAUAGGGAGCGUAAGAAAGUUGCAAUUCAAGGACAGAUCGCGGCAGUCCGAUACAUGAAGAACCCAAAGUCCACCGAGUCUAAAAGAACAGACGAGAGAGAACAGGGGCCAGAUGUUGCUCCUGAUGUGUGUGAACCAAACACACUGGACCAUCCCUCAGCAGCUCAGCAGACUACGGCUACCAGUUCGACGGCUGAGAAAAACUCAGUCAAAGAGAUCAAAAGAAGAAUUCAAACAAGGAAAGUCAUGCGGUCCUACUUGAAUCUUCGUAGCAUGACAGCAAAAAGGAGACAUGCAGACACAGAGGAAGGAAAAGAGCAGGAAGAGGAAGAGAGCGACUCUGUAUCUGAAGAUGCUCCGAUUGUCACAGAUAGCCAGCAGAAUCAAGACUCUGAUGUGAUAUCUUGGGAAAGCAGCAGUUGGCUGAAGCAGAAACAGGAAGUGUCUGAACACCUGUGUGAAGGAGGUCUGCACCAGGACAGCCUGUCUCAGAGGUUCACGUUUGACGAAAAGCACGUCCUCCUGCAGCGGAGCAACCUUCAGCCAACGCACUGGACACCAGAGCAGACUGCCGACACCCCCGCUCCUGUGGUCUGUCCUGGGUACUAUCAAGUUACAAUAUUAGGCAUAAACAAACAGAUGGCCGUUGAUGCUGCAUUUCUUCCUAUUGUGAGCUCAGAUGAGCCCAGGGCUAUCGCUCUCCCUCAGGAUCCCCAUGGCAACACGAUGCUGUCCUGCCUCUCGUCAGGCUUCCUCUGUCCGCUCAGCGACACCGCCAGCCCUGGCCAAUCAAAGCUUCCUAAGCCAGGUAUUCACCGUAAAUACAAAAGGGGGAGGUGUUGGGGACUGCUGGUGAGCUGGAGGACAUGCACCUCGUUUGCAUCCUGGACCUUUGCCAUCUGGGUGAAGACAAAGUGGAGGUCCUGAUCAGCAAGGUGUACAGAGGGACGGAUGUUUCCCUGGACUAAGCGUACGGCUCUGAUCUAGUAAUUAUAUUCAGCUUACAGAAAUCGCGUCAUUAAAAAGUUAUUUUUGAUAGAAAGAUACAAUGUUGUAUACCAAACCUUAAUUUGAUAUUGUAAAUACUCUUGCUUUUUAAACAGCAAAACAUGUUUAUGCAAUCAAUUAAAAAGUUGACAUGCAUAAGUUGCAUUUUUCCUACCAUCAACAUUCAUCUUUGUAUUUGACAGAUUGCUCAGGCGAUAAUAAGGUGUCGGCUUACGACACACUGCAAAUUUUAACACUAGCGCAUCGUCACUGUAGAGAUUUGAGAAGCGAGUGGUAUUUUUGGAUGGCUGACAUUAAAUGAAUCACUGUGAAAAUCUCCGGGAGGUGUGACAGUGGCUCAUAUGGACGGCCCUCUGCUGCGUGAGAGGGGUGUUAAAAACGUGUUGCACAAUAUUCUAUCCGAGUGUUUUGCAUAGAUGAAUACUAGCUUGAUUUACUGAUUGUAAAAUAGACCUUUCUGCAUCGAGAACACAAAGUGAAGGAACAGUAGUGUACAUGAUUCCUCUUCUAUGCAAACAGUUUAAUAGAACAACAAUACAUAUGUUUAAAAAUAUUUAUUUUCAAAUAUUUCACAAUAUCCAGGUUGAUUUAUAAAUAAUUCAAUAUAACAUCAUUAAUAUCGAGAUAUCUUAGAAUGUAAACUCAAUUCAUUAAUUUCUUUUAAAACAAUGUUAGAUAUUUUUAAAGCUUAUUUUGAUGGUUAAUACAGAAAGAAAACAAGCCGUACAACUGUGCAACACCUCCUCUAAUAAGACACUUCAUUAUCUGUUACAAAAUGACUCAUUUUAAAUCAUGGAACAUACGUAUUUAAUCUAUGAGGCAUAUAAAAUAUACAAUUAUUUAUAUAUAUAUAUAUAUAUAUAUAAUUUAAACGUUCUUUCUUUUUUACAUUCUACUAUACAACAUUAGAUGUUUGUUUCUGCAUUGAAACUGCAGAAAGGGCUGUGCACUGUGUCGGUUUGUUCAUGUUCGGGCAAAUCUUACACAGAAAGCAAUAAUCGCCCACACUUAGAAGUGUCAGUCACUAUUAGUGAGUGAUUCAAAUCACAUUCCUUCAAAAACAAUCACACUCGAUGACAAACCCCAUGAAAAAGAAAGCACUCGAGUUGAACAGCAGAAAAGGUGCUGUCAGGGAGAGGAACAGUACCAACAGCAGAGCAUUAUUACAAUAACACCUGUGAAGCAAAACACUCUCAAAAAAACCUCCAAACGGGAUGGAGACUGGGUGAAUUGUCCAAAGCAGAAGUAACUGAACCCACAUCUGAAGCCCAAUGCAUGAACUGUCUUCUGAUUGGAUCAAAGUGGAGAUUACUGGGCGGCGCUUCCAUCAACCGUCUCAAAGCAGAUAACUGUCAGACGAUUUUGAGACAAACAUUAUCUGAGAUCUUCUCUGAAUGCUGAUGGAAAACAACCUCAAGGAGAAGUGUUACUGCAAUAACUGAAAGGUUAAAGGUUACUGAUAAAGGGAAAGGAGUGUCUUCUUCCAGAGAAUGAAAAACAUGUUUUAGUCAUCCAUAGAAGUUGCUGGCUGAGUUUAAAUCAAAUACUCUCAUAACUUCUGCCAUACCAAAUGUGGGUGUAAAUUCCUCAAGAGACUUCCCUCAGCUGUACAAAAGAAGGAGUUUGAUGAUGUACAAUUGCACUUUUUCUUAAAAGCCAUUAGAUAGAAAUCUGUCACUGAAACUGAAAGCACGCUCAAUAAAUGUGCAGGUUUAAACUCGGUUAUUUUGGCUGAACUACCCUCUAAAGACCACAAGGCUGCACCCUGAUCCCACAGUGUCUGAUAUUCUGUUUGCCGAGGACAGAAAGACGCUUUAUCUAAUCUUAUUUCAUGGUCACGCUGAACAUAUGUUUCCCACUGCACAUAUCUGAUAGCUUCAAGAGCUGUGACGGAAUGUUAGAAAAUAAAAAAAAUACUUCCAUAUAAUUAUCAUGGUACAAUGGCUUAUUAAACACCUGUAUAUAUACACACUCCUGUAUAAAUUAACAUUCUUCUUUUUCAAAUUGACAUUGCACAUAGUGUAGUGUAAAUGGGCACAGGGGUUCUGUUGAGUCCAGCAGCGCCGGGCCUGCAAGGGAUCUGAUGACGCAGCCAGCUUAAACGUGUGGCGAGGGCAAACUGCUGUAUUAAACACUUUUUAUAAUGUGUAGCACAAGUUCCACAGGAAUCACUGAGUCAUUAGAAACAGUUUUUCCUGAUUUAAAGAUAGAUUUUUAAAUGUAAACGACGAAAUCUGCGAUGAAUCAGGUUCUUUAGUCCGGUUUCUCCCUUGACAUCUCGCCAUUAUUGCAGCGCUCUGAAAUGACCGUUAUCUUUCUCUUUCUAUUCAAAAUGACCAUGUGCCAGUUCAAUGUCAUGUUUUUGUUACUGCUGCAUCUGUAUGACACAAUUAUAAUGCAUUGGAGGUUUCUACUUUUAUGAGGAAAUAAAUCUGCUCGCAGUA